Rubroshorea leprosula is the source of this 973-nucleotide messenger RNA. The record is from the annotation of a GenBank genome assembly. Lineage: Eukaryota; Viridiplantae; Streptophyta; Magnoliopsida; Malvales; Dipterocarpaceae.
GAGCUCUUGUUUGACAAGACCAGAGGCCCCGAGAGCAAAAUGACUUUGGUUGAACUUGCUAUCACAUUCAUCCACUCCGCAUUCUCAUCAGAUGACAAAUAUCUGAUAUCGAAUGAGCUUCUUAACAGCAGCUCAAGUAUCGUUCAUAUCAUUGAUCUUACGGUACGUUAUUUGAGUUCCUCAGCAAAAUUAGAGAGAGAAAAACAGCAGCCGAAGCAGUCGCAAUCCAGGAUUAAUUGGGGACGUUAUUUGUGUUCCUCAGCAAAAGAGAGAAAAACACAGCAGUCGAAGCAGUCGCAAUCUAUUCCUUCUGCCACUAGACUUAGGGAGGCAGGAGUCAAAUUUAAAACAGUUGCAAGAAGAAGCAUACUGGAUGUAAGAUUCGACAAGAACGACGGUAAACUUGAAAUCCCAUCUUUGCUGAUUCAUCCAGCUACGGAAGCAAUAUUUCGAAACCUCAGUGGCUUCCAGAUGUGUAGCCCUCGGGUUUGGUGGGCUUGGGUCGCUCCUAGUGUGAUAAUAAACUACACAGUGCUCCUAGAUUACCUGGUGGACAGUGCUGAGGAUGUGGAUUUACUAUGCACAUCUGGGAUUUUUAGUAACUGGUUGAGCAAUAAGGAGGCGGUUGACCUCUUAAAGAGACUUCGCAGUGGGUAUCAAAUGGAUAAGUUCUAUUAUGCUGAUCUUCGUAAGGAAAUAAACAGUUAUUGCAGGAAAUGUUCGCGACAAUGGCGAGUUUCUUUCAUUGACAACUAUUUGACGAAGCCAUGCGCUAUCGUGUCUGUAAUUUUUGCCGCCAUCGUCUUGGUUUUCACCAUCAUGCAAGUCUUCUAUAAGUAGGAGAGUCGAGGUUUUAGAUUUGUCAAGGUAUUGCCUGGAUAUUGCUCUAAUAUGUUCCUCUUCUUUUGCUUGUACUCUUUCGAUUGAUGUUGUAUACUUUGCUCUGUUGCUUCAAUAAAAUAUCAUUUUUGAA